AUGGCGCCAAAGAGUCCUUUUCAUAGAGUGAGACUCCUCCCUCCGCCGCUGGAAAUGGCGAAACCAGCUUCCAUUGCACCCUCUCCUCCGUCUCCUCCUCGCUUCUCCACCGUAGCUCCGUUCACCAAAUUCCGCAUUCAGGGCAGACCCGGCAGAAAAGAUUUCGAUGCGUACGUUUUCGGCAACCACAAUGCUCCUGGCAUUGUUGUUCUUCAUGACUCGUUGGGGGUUGAUGAUCAUGUCAAAAAUCAUGCUCUCAAGAUUUCUCAGCUUGGAAAUGGAUUUAAAGUUCUUAUUCCUGAUCUUUAUGGUGAUUAUGAAGGAGAGUAUAAUGGAGUUGAUACUAUGAAGGGUGUUUAUUCUGCAAUUCUAUGGCUUAGAGCCAAUGGUUCAGACAAGGUUGGUGUAACUGGCUUUUCUAAGGGGGCUGCUCUGGCUAUAUACAGCUCUUACUUUCAACCAUCCGUUGAUGCUGUUGUAGCUUUCUAUGGCACUCCUCCCUGCAUGCUUGGAAUUCCAGUGUCCUGUUCAGGCUCAUUUUGGAGAACUGGAUGA
Molecule: messenger RNA, 555 nt
Organism: Lotus japonicus
Lineage: Eukaryota; Viridiplantae; Streptophyta; Magnoliopsida; Fabales; Fabaceae
Exons: 3
Coding region: 1-555 (184 amino acids)
Molecular function (GO): hydrolase activity
Source: RefSeq, a predicted model, not a curated record